Messenger RNA from Lindgomyces ingoldianus, 159 nucleotides. RefSeq lists its product as uncharacterized. The record is from RefSeq and is a predicted model, not a curated record. Lineage: Eukaryota; Fungi; Ascomycota; Dothideomycetes; Pleosporales; Lindgomycetaceae. The transcript has a single exon. The annotation marks the transcript as partial.
CAUGUAGGCGUUAAUAUUGCUACUGUUAUUAACGCUACACUUAAGAGCUUUAAGAUCUUUACUUAUAACUUAGGUUACUUUAUCUUUAAUAACACUAUAAAUAAUAACUUUAUAAUUAACGCCUUAGCUAUUAAAUAUAACUUUAACGCUUACUAUUAA